UUUACAGAAAAAUCUAAAUACAAUUAACUAAACUUGAAAUCGCGCUAGCAUUUUCUUUAGUGUGAACUGAUAUACAUUCCAGUCAUAUUCCAAUAAUAAAACACCUAAAAAAGAUGCACUCAAUCAAAUAUUCUUAGAUGAUAUUGUUUUUAUUAGUGUGAAAAAAUGUUCAAAUUAUUCCUUUUGGUUUCGCUUGUGAUUGAAGUGUUUGGUGAUGACAAAAACGUAUCUUUUUCUAAAGAUGAUUACAAAUGUUCACUACCUGAUGUGACAAGUGUGGAUGAUAAUUUAGAUCUAACAAGAUUUAGAUCAGAUUUUUCUAAAAUAUCAGAGGUAAAAUUUCCUGGUUUGAUUGGACCACUGAAUGAAAGACUCAUUUGUAAAAUCAAAUGUAUAGAUGGGAACUGGGUUGGACCUUUAUGUUCAACAACCCCAGAUGGGAGAUUUCAACCAAUAUUAAGGGAGUGCCUCUAUAAAAAUGACAAUCCAUUGCUGGCAAUCUCAUUUAAAAAUGAAUCAGUUUUGAUAGACACAUACUUUCCCCACGGAUCCAUAAUAACGGCGAGGUGUAAACAUUUCGGCCUGUACAAAAUAAAAGGAGACAAUGUUGUGCGGUGUGAGAACGGGAUCUGGUCAACAAAAAUGCCAACAUGUGUACCUACAUCAAUUCUCACAAAUUUUACAGCCGGAGCCCCUCCUACUAUACAAUAUAUUGCUGUAACGGGGUCAGCUAUCGUGGAAUCGACGGGUGAGCUGUAUGUGUACCCUGGGAGCACCGUGUGGUUGGACUGCCUCUGGCCGAGGGCUUUGGGCGAACCAGACUGGAGUUGGACCCAAUCUUCUAACCAUAUCUCUGACUGGGCCACCGACGCUGGGGAGGUGGACCUACACUACCGACUGACACUGACCAAGGUGUCAGCCCGCCAUAACGACAAUUUCACGUGCACCUCUCCUACCGGACACACUAAUACUAUCACUAUUAAAGUUGUUAAUAUAGUGUGUCCUGUGCUAAACGUGUCUUCGUCGCACGUACACCAGUUUGCUCAGGGCACUCGGCUCGGCAACGCGGUGCAUUUUAGCUGCCAGCCGGGCUACCAUCUGAACGGAUCCUCGGUGGUCUACUGUAUGGGCGACGGUCGGUGGUCGUCGUAUCCGCCGACGUGCGUGGAGACGUUCUGUCCGACGCUCCGCUCGCUCGGGCCGCAGCUAAGCGUCGUCGAGUACAACUCGUCGUUCGGCGGGCGAGCGGUGUUCGCGUGCGCGUGGGGCUACCGCCUCGUGGGGACGCCGGGGCUCGAGUGCGAGAACGACGGACGAUGGUCUGGCGAGAUACCGCAUUGUAUACCGAUAUACUGUCCGGAUCCGCUGAUACCAGACAACGGGAGGAUUCUGACUCACGCAGCGUCCAAGGACGGGAAAUAUCCUGUGGGCUUCCUGAUUAUAUACACCUGCGAUGAGGGGUACGAAAUUAAUGGAGAGGCGUCCAUCGUGUGCACCGAAAACGGCUUCUGGUCUCAUCCACCACCGUUUUGUUUACUGCCGUCUGACAUCAAAGAAACUGACAUGAUAUACGUAGACAAUACUACCAUGGUACAUGCUGAUGAGUAGAUUAAUGCUGAAAUUGUCUAAAUUUUCGUUAAUCACGUGUGACUACAGCUAAGUAAUUUUGCCGGGUUAUCACAAGCUUUUCGACUACCAUUAACUUGACGUAUCCCGACCGAAUAAUGUUGGUCCAUCAUCUGCUUCUGAAUCAAUUUCUCAGAUGGUACAAUAACAUUGUUAUGUGUCUCAUUCACUUUAUAGUACCUGUGUGGAGUUUUAUACAACAAAUUGUAACGUGCGCACCUUUGCCAUACUAGUAGGGGAGGCCAGGGUACUAUUCGAGCGUCAUGGAGACCUACUAGGUUUUUUACAUUAGGUAAAAUAUAAAAUAAAAAUAAUAAGAGUGUUUUUUAUAUUAGCGGUGACUUCAGAAACU
Messenger RNA from Aricia agestis (brown argus), 1978 nucleotides. RefSeq names its product locomotion-related protein Hikaru genki-like (gene hig). The coding region runs from base 166 to 1608 and encodes 480 amino acids. The transcript is spliced from 10 exons. The record is from RefSeq and is a predicted model, not a curated record. NCBI's taxonomy places the organism in Eukaryota, Metazoa, Arthropoda, Insecta, Lepidoptera, Lycaenidae.